Molecule: messenger RNA, 3608 nt
Organism: Podospora bellae-mahoneyi
Lineage: Eukaryota; Fungi; Ascomycota; Sordariomycetes; Sordariales; Podosporaceae
Gene: UBI4
Product: Ubiquitin
Exons: 3
Coding region: 1195-2112 (305 amino acids)
Biological process (GO): modification-dependent protein catabolic process; protein ubiquitination
Cellular component (GO): nucleus; cytoplasm
Molecular function (GO): ubiquitin protein ligase binding; protein tag activity
Source: RefSeq, a predicted model, not a curated record
UGGUAGCCUCUCUGUGUCAAGAGUUGGAGCGGCUGUUGUGUUGGAGUUGGUGGAGCAGGGCGGGCGAUCGCCAGUGGAUAUGCAUAAGAAGGCUGAGGUUGUGUGUCGACUUACAAGAAGUCGAAAGCCUUCUCAUCUGCUCAUAGCCCGCACCAUGUGAAGCAAAAAGCUGCAGGGAGUAGGCGAUGUUCGAUAUGACGGGCACUGUAUCUCUCCAGAUCCGGCAGAGGGCCGAACCUCUUGUGAUCUGGCCACCAAGCACGGCAAGGCCCGGGUUGCACGCUCACCGCCUGCCCCGCUUUUCGGGAAGGUCGGGGGUCGGCCCCAGCUGACCAACAUUCAGUGAUGGGAAGUUUACAGAUAUUCCUCAAGAGGCUUUACAUGAUUCUACUUACUCAAAAUCUGGAGGAAUAGCUGAUUUCGACAGUUCGAUAGCUAUAACAGCAGUAAUUCUCAAAGGCAUCUGUUUGUCCUUCUGUUGCAGGUCAGUCGUCAUGAUGCUAUGCCAGUUGGAUGUACCAACUCGUCCACGUCACAAGGCCCCUGGUCUUAUCGGUAAAUGCGGGGGAGGGCCCAGCAGCAAGGUUGGAAGGGCUUGGCAAAACUGAGGACGAAGAGUGUUGGUCACGAAGGGCAAAGACCCAAAGGCGUCAACCAUGUGGAAUUGAGACAAACAAAAGGCGAAACAGAAAACCGUGACCAUCACGGACUCAUUUGCUGCACAAGUCCGCAAAAGUCGGCUGGAACUUCCAGUGCUUAUUCAUCAACUCCGGUUGUGGCAAGAGCUGCGCGGCGAGGCUGGUGUUAUCAGACGGACCUGAUUGCCCCCCUUGUUCGCCCCACAGCAACAAACCACCGAACUGGCUCUGACUGGCCCGUUCUGGCGCCUUCCCUGCACUUCGCUGCCUCUGCCUGGGCCAGAAGGUGGCUCCUGCCCCGGUCUGACACAUGAGCUCAGCCACCCCGCGCCCGCCUGCUUUGAACCGGCAGCCCUACUCUCUCUCUAUCCUGUUUGCUCAUUGACCGACCGACCGACCUAUUUAACUUCCGCCCGCUCCCAUCCUCCAUAUCUUUCCCUUUUUCCUAAAACCACCACACAACUCACCCUCUUGAACCAGCCAUCAAGAAAGGCCAUCUCCCUCCAUCAACGAUAUCAACUCUCAUCACACAAGAAGCGAACCAUCAGUCGCCACGAUGCAGAUCUUCGUCAAGACUCUCACUGGCAAGACCAUCACCCUCGAGGUCGAGUCGUCGGAUACCAUCGACAAUGUAAAGGCCAAGAUCCAGGAUAAGGAGGGCAUUCCACCUGACCAGCAGCGCUUGAUCUUUGCCGGCAAGCAGCUCGAGGAUGGCCGCACCCUCUCCGAUUAUAAUAUCCAGAAGGAGUCUACGCUCCACCUCGUCCUCCGUCUCCGCGGUGGUAUGCAAAUCUUCGUCAAGACACUGACCGGCAAGACCAUCACCCUUGAGGUGGAAUCUUCCGACACCAUCGACAACGUCAAGGCGAAAAUCCAGGACAAAGAGGGUAUCCCACCCGACCAGCAACGUCUUAUCUUUGCCGGCAAGCAACUUGAGGAUGGUCGCACCCUCUCUGACUACAACAUUCAGAAGGAGUCCACCCUUCACCUUGUCCUUCGCCUCCGCGGUGGUAUGCAGAUCUUUGUCAAGACUCUGACCGGAAAGACCAUUACCUUGGAAGUGGAGUCGUCAGACACCAUUGACAACGUGAAGGCAAAGAUCCAAGACAAAGAGGGCAUCCCGCCUGACCAACAGCGCCUCAUUUUCGCUGGCAAGCAGUUGGAGGACGGCCGGACUCUGUCUGACUACAACAUUCAAAAGGAGAGCACCCUGCACUUGGUGUUGAGACUUCGUGGUGGCAUGCAGAUUUUCGUCAAGACCCUCACGGGAAAGACGAUCACAUUGGAGGUCGAGUCUUCGGAUACGAUUGAUAAUGUGAAGGCCAAGAUUCAGGACAAGGAGGGUAUUCCUCCUGACCAGCAGCGCCUGAUUUUUGCUGGCAAGCAGUUGGAGGACGGCCGGACUUUGUCCGAUUACAACAUCCAGAAGGAGAGCACACUCCAUCUGGUGCUCCGUCUCCGCGGUGGACAGUAAGCGGGUUUAUGGUUAUGCAUCUGGGAUAUGAAUGAGGCGUUCAGCGUUAUGGGUGGUUGACCGACAUGGCAGCCAAUGGUUUUUUUGGGUUCAUCUAAGCACAUGACCAUCACAAUCCCUGCCUCAAAAGAAGGCUGUGUUGCAAUAAAUCAUGUUUUGGUUUAUUACCUUUUGGCCCGAUUGCAAGUGAGAAUGCCUAUGCAUAAUUGAAAUUGUGUCCAGACUUGUCCUUUGAUCCCUUCGCGACGAUUGCUGUUGGGCAGCACGUUUGUUCUUGGAGUCGCUACGUGUGUCUCAGCUGAUCCAUUUUGCCACCGAUGACUGACGACAACCUCCCUCUAAUCUCCACACCACUGAGCUCCAUCAUUGUUCCAUGAUGCUAUGAUGCUAUGAUGCUUCGAUGCUUCAGUCGAGAAGUUGGCUUCCAAUGGGUCCCGGUCGUGAAGCGAGCUUGGAGAGAUUACCCAUAAUAACACCCAUCACGGCGAAAGGCAAGUAAAAAGAAUGGCGAUAACAAGCGACGCAGACAUUUCGACACACAUGUACCUAAAGGACUUUGAUAAGACUAAACAAGGAAUAAAUCAACAUCUCCCCAAUCAAAUACCUUCGCCCCCCUUUCAUCUUGAACCAUAGACACUAAAGAUAACCACCCUUCACCAGCACAUAUCCCUCCAACCACCUCAGUACAGCAAAACCUCCAUCUCAUAUUCCUUCCCAGCCUCAAGGGUAUACUCCCUCAACGUCUCGGGCCCACAACUCCCAGUCCCCAACCCGUGAUGCCACCAAUCCAAAUGCACCACCGUCUCCCCUUCCUUCCCCUUAUCCUCCAACUCAAAAGGAUGCUUCGCCUCGUCCAGCUCCCUUGUCGAAUACCUCAACGCGCUAAAAUCCCCCAUCUCCCUUCCUCCCUUCUGGGCCUGCCAAUUCUGCCAAUCCACACUCAACAAACUCUUGUUCUCCUUGUUCCUAAACCUGACCCAUCUCACAUCCGUCCUGUUCCCCGUCUCCUGCGGGAAUUCAUAAUCCGUCAUCAGCUCCCCCACCUUCGCACCCCACCACCCAACCAGCUGGCUCAUCUUCUUGUCUCUGUACCCCUCCCCUGGGCCCCGUCCAAACCACUCCACACUCUCAACCCCCUUGAGCUUCGUCACCAGUCCCAGUCGCCCCCAUGCUCUGGGGAGCAGGGCCCCUGUAGGCUUCGCCUCCACCUUGAUAGCAACAUCAUGCCCGCCCAACAUGUACGUAAUCUUCAACUCCAAAGCCCAGUUCAACACCGGAGGCGCCAUCCGUCCCUUGACCACAAUCUCCGUCGCUGCUCCCUCAUGCAACUCCUUCCACGUCGCCUCCACUAAAUGAAACUUUGCUUGGUGCAACCGUCUGUUAAACCAGUUCCUGCCAAAGUCGCAUCCCCGAUCAUUGUCCGUCAUGGCGCGAUAAAUCUCAAACCCCAGCGGCUCGGCCAGGAUAUUCUCAUCAGACUGCUUCGGAUUUUUCCA